This is a messenger RNA of Lactuca sativa (garden lettuce), 1955 nucleotides long. Its product is annotated as sinalpyl alcohol oxidase Nec3. Gene Ontology annotation, molecular function: oxidoreductase activity, acting on CH-OH group of donors; flavin adenine dinucleotide binding. Lineage: Eukaryota; Viridiplantae; Streptophyta; Magnoliopsida; Asterales; Asteraceae. The record is from RefSeq and is a predicted model, not a curated record.
UCUCUUUGAGACUUCUUGGCUAGUCUACCCAUAUAUCUGGUCCAAUUACUCUCUUUUCUCUAUAUCUCGCCAUCUUUCUCUUUUUUUCUCCUAAAACAAUAUGAUAAUAACAAACACUCAAGUAAUGCAAGAUGCGGCUCUCGCUUUUCUCAUAUUCUGCAUUGGAUUACAGUUAGUGGUAUGCUUUUUACACCCAGAAUCUCCUCCAGAUGAAACCUACCUUGGGUUGACAUACGAAGCCACCGAUUUCUCUCCGGAACAAGAAUACGAUUACAUCAUUGUUGGAGGAGGGACAGCAGGUUGCCCUUUAGCUGCCACUUUAUCUGAAAAGUAUUCGGUACUUCUUCUUGAGCGAGGUGGUGUAGCCAAUUUAGAUCCGAAUGUUUCAUAUGAAAAUAACUCCUUAACAACCCUACUAACUGCAAAUAACAAAGAUUCACCUGCUCAAAACUUCAUCUCUGAAGAUGGUGUACUAAAUACAAGAGGGCGGGUAUUGGGAGGUACUAGUAUGAUAAAUUUCGGAUUCUACUCGAGAGCCGAUGACUACUUCUACACAAAUUCAGGUAUAGAUUGGGACACCAGUGCUGUCGAAAGAGCCUAUGAGUGGGUAGAAGAUAGUAUCGUAACUCGUCCCAAUCAAUUAGGUAGGUGGCAAGCUUCCACGUUGAAUGCGUUACUAGAAUCAGGAGUUGAUCCUGCAAACGGGUUCACCCUCGACCACCUUCAAGGCACCAAGAUUAGUGGUUCGACAUUUGAUGAUUCUGGAAGACGACAUGGAGCAGUUGAGCUCCUCAAUAAAGCAAACCCUGAAAACUUAAAAGUGGUAGUCCAUGCAAUAGUUGAUCGGAUCAUAUUCUCCACCUCUAACUCAUUAGCGGCUACUGGCGUGACAUACCAUGAUUCAAGGGGCACGAAUCAUGAAGUCCAUGUACGAAAAAACGGAGAAGUGAUUUUGAGUGCUGGAGCUCUCGGAAGUCCACAACUUUUGCUAGUAAGUGGUCUUGGGCCAGUUUCAUAUCUUUCUUCUUUGAAUAUUCCAGUUGUUAGCGACCAUCCGUUUGUGGGGCAAUUCAUGGCUGAUAAUCCUCGCACAGGAGUUAAUGUUUUGGUCCCAGUCAUAUUACCUGAUGUAGGAGUAAGGGUGGUUGGGAUAGCAAAAAGUGGCCCAUACAUCGAGUCUUCUGUAGUCCCUCGACUUACACCUUCGAUAAACUUUAUACCAUUCUUGGGUUCACUUCCACCUUUAAUUAACUUAAGUAUAGUGAUUAUUGGUGGAAAGGUUACAAGACCAUUGUCAACUGGCUCACUACAUCUAAUAUCACCAUUUGAUGUGGACGUUAGCCCAAGUGUUCGUUUUAAUUACUACUCUCACACCGAAGAUAUACUACAAUGUGGUAACGCAGUUGAAGUACUUCGGAAUUUUUUGCAAACUCGGACGAUGGAAGAAUACAAGUUUGGUGACAUUUUUGGUGGAAAGGAUUUCAAAUAUCUUGGGCCAUCAUUACCUGAAGAUCCAUCUGAUAUGGACUCCAUUGCGACUUUCUGUCGUGAAUCAUUGUCUACAUUUUGGCAUAUCCAUGGUGGAUGUUUGGUUAACAAGGUGGUUGAUAGUCAUUUGAAAGUUAUCGGAGUUGAUUCUUUACGAGUGGUUGAUGCUUCAACGUUCUUCAACUCACCGGGAACGAAUCCACAGGCUACACUUAUGAUGUUGGGUCGAUACAUUGGUGUGAAUAUACUUAACGAGAGAGCAGCAGAUGACAUACAUUCUUGAUCUCCAUACAAUUAAAGAUGUAGUUCUUAUAUAUUUGUACACCCUUCAUCUGAUCGUCUAGAACACAUCCAACGUAUUAUUCUUCUGUAUUAUCCAACCCUUGUAUUUGUUCUUGGCCUUAUCCAUGUAUUUGUACUAUAUAUUGUUUCAAUUAAUGAGAAGGGACGUAUGAAAAUUAUAAACA